Molecule: messenger RNA, 3129 nt
Organism: Cavia porcellus (domestic guinea pig)
Lineage: Eukaryota; Metazoa; Chordata; Mammalia; Rodentia; Caviidae
Gene: Josd1
Product: Josephin domain containing 1
Exons: 5
Coding region: 772-1380 (202 amino acids)
Biological process (GO): protein deubiquitination
Molecular function (GO): cysteine-type deubiquitinase activity
Source: RefSeq, a predicted model, not a curated record
AGGGCGUUUCCGGAGCGCGCGCCGGGAGACGGCGGCUGACGUCGAGCUCAGGUGCGCGCGCCCGCCCGCCCGCGCGCGCGCGGCCCAGGUGGUGGCCCGCAGGUUCUAGGCGGCGGUGAGGUGCGACUGAACGUACCGCGGAGAACUGUCACCGCAGGGCCGCGGCGAGAGGAUCAGAGUCCGCGCUUCGCUGGCAGCCGUGCCCGCUGCGCCCGAGGGGAUGGAGGGCCGCCCUGGAGGCCGCAGCGCGGCUCGUGACCCCACGCUGGCUGGCCGCCUCUAGCUGCUUGGGUUGUGCGUUUUAUCCACCACCGCCUAGGCCUUCUCUGUUGAUUCGGUGGCGUCGUGAUUGGGAAAAAAAAUGGAAGAAAAGGAGCGAUGUGACCUAUUCUGAUCGGUCCUCCUGCAUUGAGGCCUGGUUGGCAUUUGCUGAGAGAAAGACACAGCCAGGAAAUCGUGUCUUUCAGGAGGAGGGUGAAGAGCAACAAAGUCUUAUGCUUUACAUGAUUUUUUAAAAACCCUGCACUUUUAACGGUGAUGGUGAUAUAAACUAGUCCAAAAGUUAUUUUCCUAUUGACAAGAGAAAAGAGUUGGAUUUUUCUUUUUCCUUUUUCAAUUCCAGCCUUUUUUCCCAGUGACAAAGCGUCAAUCAUGGACACCAGAGAAUAAGGUGAAUCUCAGGAAUCCUGAAAAGACUGAGAAGCUUCUGUCUUCCUCAGGAAGGAAGAGUGGGGUGUUUUCAGCCCUCUCUGGAACCUAAAACAAAAAAACAUGAGUUGUGUGCCAUGGAAAGGAGACAAAGCCAAAUCUGAAUCCUUGGAGCUGCCCCAGGCAGCGCCCCCACAAAUCUACCAUGAGAAACAGCGCAGGGAACUGUGCGCCCUCCACGCCCUCAAUAAUGUCUUCCAGGACAGCAAUGCCUUCACACGGGAAACGCUGCAAGAGAUUUUCCAGAGGUUGUCUCCAAACACCAUGGUGACGCCACACAAGAAGAGCAUGCUGGGAAAUGGGAACUACGAUGUGAAUGUCAUUAUGGCAGCACUUCAGACCAAAGGCUACGAAGCUGUUUGGUGGGACAAGCGCAGGGAUGUUGGUGUCAUUGCUCUCACUAAUGUCAUGGGCUUCAUCAUGAAUCUGCCCUCCAGCCUGUGCUGGGGACCACUCAAGCUGCCUCUCAAAAGGCAGCAUUGGAUCUGCGUCCGAGAGGUGGGCGGAGCCUACUACAACCUUGACUCCAAACUCAAGAUACCCGAGUGGAUUGGAGGCGAGAGCGAGCUCAGGAAAUUUCUAAAACAUCAUUUGCGAGGAAAGAACUGUGAACUCCUGCUGGUGGUACCAGAAGAGGUGGAAGCCCAUCAGAGCUGGAGGGCUGAUGUGUAACAGUUCUGCCCCGUGUGCCCCUUGCCCCGCCCUCCAGGCCUCUGUCAUAUGCUGUGGCCUCUACAGUGGAUCUGCCCUGGCCACUUCCCCAAACAUCUCAUUGGGUUCCCCUCAUGAUCUGCCAGUGCAGUAGGACAGAUGUGUGGACUGACACAAGAACCACCCGCUGUCUAUGCCUGGGGCAGAAAGGGAGGGACCGACACCAAGGGCCAGCCGAUGUGAGCCUUGCUUGUUAGAGAAGGUGGGUCCCAGAUGUGUGCCCCUCUCUGAGGACCUGACAGGUUCUGCUGGAGUCACUGCUGCUGCUCCAGGCUCCCAGAGAUGCUAUCCCCACCUCCUUCUGCUGUGGCACCAGGUCUAAGAACACAGUACCUGCAAAACCCAGCGACUGCCUCCAAGGACACAGUGUCUCUCAGGAAAUCGUCUCCCAGACCCCAGCAGUGGUACCAUGUGCCGGGCUGUCUGUAACCCUUACCACCCCACUUUUACAGGAGGUUUAUGGCCAGGCUUGAGCUUUAUAAUGAAAAGUUCUUUAAUACUCCAAGCCAGGUGGCUAAAUCCCACAAUCUUCUAGCAAGACAAGGGUGAGAUAAUUGCUAAGAGGAUACAGUAGAAACCAAACUGGGACGGCCAUGAGGUGACAUUCUUCACUCGUUUUGUCCCUAUCAUUUCGCUACAUUGAUUUAGGAAGUUCUGGGACAAAUGUCAAGGAAAAUCCUCAAGUCCAGUGGUUACAUGCACUGUUACAGGACCUAGGUCUGUCAUCUCCCUGUAGUUCCCCUUACAGAUCACCAGACUGACCCAUCCCCUACCUCUCAAAAUAGUUGUAGGCUAUGUUUCUCCUGUAACUUUGGAAAACAAAAGAGGAGAAAAAGUCAGUUACACCACAUGUAUCACCAAAGCGGCUGUAGUUGUUUCGGGACAGGUAGGUGGGCAGGGUAACCCAGCCAGCCCUUCCAGAUCCAUGGUCUUGGUGGGUCUGAGGGCAGCCUCGCUGGCUGGACUCUUUUCCAGCAGCAGAGCCAGCCUGGGGCUUGCAUGUCAAUCCUCAGCAAGCUUCACAGAGGAGCCAAGGUCUGCUCCCCACUCUGACUGGAGUGCAUGUUUACACCAGCACUUUUUCUGCACAUGUAUCUUUAACAAGGCCGUUUUUUACACCGAGUAACAAGAGCCCCCAAGUGGCGACUGCAUUAUGCCCUCUUAGCAACUGGCCAUGGUCUCUUCUGCACCAUUUUCUACACCAGACCGGCUUGGCACCACAGGGAGCUCUCUACCCCUGCACAAUGACAUUCCAGUUACACCAGCCAGGAAGUUACAGCAAACUCUGCUAAUUGUCACAAGCAGGACCAUGGGUCCAUUGGCACUGUCGGUGAUAGUAAGCCAUUUCCAGGGAGGACACUCCUCCCCACAAACUGCUUGGGGCUGUGCAGAUGGCACUUGAGUGGAGUCCAUGCACAUGUGGUACACAGGUCGAUGGAGUAUGCAGAGAUGUUUCAGCAUUUCAGGGCUGGUUUCUCUGUUCACAUCCGAUUCUGGUGCUUAGGAACAGGGACCCGUGCUGAUGCCCAAGGGCAGAGAGCCCACUCCUUUGAGGAAGGGAGCAGGCCUGACCCUGAUGCCCACUAAAGGGCAACCCCAGGCUUUUUCUUGCUUUUGUUCCUUUUGUUGUUGUUGGCCUUGUGCUGGGUUUGUUUACAAAAGAUGUAUUUUGUUUAACCAAAUAUUAAAAUGGAAAACUCCAUACCUGAA